AUGACAAAAUCAUAUCACCCAAAAUCAAAUGACGAUUUAGUUCUCUAUCGUUUAGUUAUCUUUAAUGGUAAGGUUGAUAAGCCAACCGAUAGCAAUGGAUUGUCAGAUCCAUAUGUUAAGGUAUUCGCAGUUAGAAAUAAUUGUAAGGAUAAUGAAUCAAAGGAGUUGAUAUUCAAGACCGCUGUUUGUAAGAAGACAUUGACACCAGUCUGGAACGUAGAAAACUACUUUGUAAUCAGUUAUACCGAUAAGAUUGAAGCAAUAAGCGUCGAACUUUGGGAUCAAGAUUUACUAAGAGACGAAUUCAUCGGUGCAGCCAAGAAUUACAUUGGAGAGAAUUACAUCUUUAAGAGCGAACCAUUCACCAAACCAAUCGAUGAAUACAAGAUGUUUGCUGUAGAGAAUACAAUGUACGAUAGCAAAUCUAAUGGUAAGGGUAUUGUAAAUAUAUCAACUUAUAUAUUAGAAAGAAAUGCUGAGAACUUGGCAAAGGCUGUUAAUUACAAGCAAUAA
Messenger RNA from Heterostelium album PN500, 513 nucleotides. It is a transcript of the gene cnrO, whose product is annotated as C2 domain-containing protein. The transcript is spliced from 2 exons. The record is from RefSeq and is a predicted model, not a curated record. NCBI's taxonomy places the organism in Eukaryota, Evosea, Eumycetozoa, Acytosteliales, Acytosteliaceae. Bases 1 to 513 code for a protein of 170 amino acids.